UUUUUCCUUUUUUUUUUUUAACUUUUCAUAGAUGGAGGGGGAAGGAAGAAACGGUUGCCCUCGGUUGCCCCAAAACUGCCGCUUGGUCAUCGAAAUUCAGGUCGGCCCACCGUCUCGCCAUCAAAUCAAUCCCAACUGCGCGAUACCACAGUCGCUUGUUGCAAAUAAUCGCUUUUCAAGUGGGAUAUCACAAUGACAGACCAGUCUCCCUCAACAAACCCAGUGACUAUCGUGGUCGAACAUCUGGACCCUGAACUGGGUGCUUGGUCCGCAUUAGAAUAUGCUUGUAUCGCUCGCGAAUCGCAUGCGGUUGGGAGCCGAUUUCUCCUCAGUUCAGUGCCCAACUCUCUGCAAAUGCCGGAGGAUUUAGCCGCGACAGGAGAACUCAAGGUCGAACACCGCAGUAUCGAGGAGAUUUUCGCGGACCGGAAGUCUAAGAUUUGUCUGUUAGACCCCGCCGCUCAGGCUGAAUUGAGCCCCGCCGAUGGAGAAAACUUCGAAGUGUUCCUUUUUGGGGGCAUUCUUGGGGAUGAUCCUCCUCGCGAUCGGACAUCUGAAUUGAGAAAAAAGGGCUAUGCUGGAAGACGACUUGGUCCCAAACAGAUGACCACUGACACGGCUGUGCGUGUCACCCGAAUGGUUGUGCAUGAGAAAGUGCCCCUGGAGAAGAUCCAGUAUAUCGAUUACCCAGAGAUUUUCAUCAACGAACAUGAACGAACUGAGAUGCCCUUCCGCUAUGUGAAAGGAGAUGAUGGUCAACCUAUCAUGCCUCAGGGGAUGAUUGAUUUAAUCAAAAAGGACGCCGACCAGGGCAUUAAUGAUCUUUUUUGAUAUACGUGAUAAGAAUUGAAAACUGAUGGGUUUAUCUAUUUAUCUAUCUAUCCCGUCACUUGAAGCUGUCUGAAAAAGCGUUAGGAAGAGAAAAAAGCAAAAGUGAAUACCCUAUAGAUCCCUCAAUAGGCAAUCCUGAAGUCAUUGUACUGUAUAAUAUAAGGUACGGUUUGUAUGGAUAGAUCGGUAUCUUUCAGUAUUAUAAGACCCCCAGUAAACUAACUUACAGGUAUGUAUAGUACACCCAUUCUCGGCAUAGCGGAUUUACGCUGGACAGGACUACUUGCCCAGUCAAAAGCGGUCUGGAAUCAGGUCGGUAUGGUAAUAAAUUGGCACCGAAACGAAUCCAUUCCAAGGCCACCGCCCAUCGUCUACC
This is a messenger RNA of Aspergillus alliaceus, 1207 nucleotides long. Its product is annotated as SAM-dependent methyltransferase. Gene Ontology annotation, biological process: peptidyl-arginine methylation. Gene Ontology annotation, molecular function: protein-arginine omega-N monomethyltransferase activity. The record is from RefSeq and is a predicted model, not a curated record. Lineage: Eukaryota; Fungi; Ascomycota; Eurotiomycetes; Eurotiales; Aspergillaceae. The transcript is spliced from 5 exons. Bases 193 to 831 code for a protein of 212 amino acids.